AUGACAAGUCCAACUCCUAAUAUCAAUAAGGCCCACUCCAUGCUAAUUGAAAGAGAGAGGCAAAGGUCAAUUGUCAAUUCAGGAGAAAGAGUUGAAUUAGGAUCCAUGUUGGCAAAGAGAGGAAACUCUCACCACAGACCACCAAAGAAUUGGAAUCUUCAAUGUGAUCACUACAAGCUUAAAGGUCACACAAAAAAUGUACGCUACAGAUUGGUUGGAUACCCACCAAGAUAUAAAGGAAAGAAGAAGGAAAAGUUUCCAACUGCAAACAAUGCUCAAAAUGAAGACGCUAGUACCCAUAGGUAUCAAGGAGAAGCUACUGCCUGUAAUGCUCAAAAUGAGAAUAUACAUCCAAAUGUGUGUGCAGGGUUCAAGACUGAAUGCUUAACUGGAAGAGGAGAUCUUCAUAGAGCACCAUACUUGACUGAGAAACAACAGGACAAGAUCAAAAUGAUGCUUGAUAAUGAUAAACAACCAGAUUACAUGGCUCAUAUCACAGCUUCAAAGAUAAAUAGAGUGUUCAAUUGUUUUGUCUCUUUUUAUCCUGGUUCCCGCUUGUUCCAAGACCUUACCAAUGGGAUCUCGAAGGGGAUUGGUAAGGAGAGUGAUUGUUUAUACAUAAUGUUCUCUCCACCACAUGACACACAUUCUGAUAAUUCAAUUGGAGAAGUUUACAUAGUUCAUGUUGCAAAGAAGAGACAGGAAGAUAUACUGUUGUGGCAUAGAAGGCUUGCUCAUCCUUUUAGUGUUUCGAUGAAGCAUUUGCUUGGUUAUAAACUAAAUGUUUGGGGGCCAUAUCAUGAUGAAACUCUUGAUGGGAAUAAACACUUUCUGACUGUUGUUGAUGACUUCUCUCAUGAUAUUGUUCAAAUGAUUAGAAUAGAUAAUGGUGGUGAGUUUAUAAAUUCUGAGAUGCAAAAACUUCUUCAAGAACAUGCUUAUGUUAUUAAUAAAUUAUCAUCAACAGUCUUUGGUGGUAAAUCUCCCGAUGAAUUGUUUUUUGGGAAACCACCUUCAGUUAGUCAUCUAAGAACUUUUGAAUGUUUGUGUUAUGCUAGUGCUUUACCUAGAAGGGAUAAAUUUGCUUCUAGAGCAGUGCCUUCUGUGUUCGUGGGGUCUUCUCUUGAGCCUGUUCCUCAGGUUGAUCAGAUUCUUCGGUCUUCUAAAUCAUUUACUCCUAGUGACAUUUCCUCUAUUGUUGAUUCCCCUACCAUUGUGACUAUAGAACGUGUUCAUUUGCCUAUACAGUCUUCUAGUUCACCACAUUAUUCUCCAUCUUUUGUUGUUUCCCAUACAUCUCCAGAUAUAGUCUUGCCUAUGUCCAAUCCUCUUCAACCUAGGAGGUCUCAAAGAAUCUCUAAGGCACCUCUUUGUCAUGUUGAUUGUGUCACAAAAAAGGCUGCUCAUGUUAUUUAUCCACUCAGUGCAUAUUUGUCCUAUGAAACUAUUUCCCCUUCUCAUCAGGUUAAGUUGCAGGCUUCUGGUGAGGUGGAGAGAUUUAAUGCCAGGCUGGUGGCUAAGGGAUAUAAUCAGCAGGAAGGCCUGGACUACCAUAAAACAUUUUCCCCUGUGGUCAAGAUUGCCACUGUGAGAAUUGUUUUGUCACUGGCUGCUCAAAAUAAUUGUCAUAUUCAACAGCUAGAUGUUUAUAAUGCUUUUCUUCAAGGUGAUUCAGAUGAUGAGAUAUACAUGCAGUUUUCUCAGGGUUUACCAAGUCAGGGGGAGUCUAGUGGUGGCACUGUGUGUAGACUUGUUAAAUCCCUGUAUGGGUUAAAACAGGCUAGUAGACAGUGA
Solanum pennellii is the source of this 1794-nucleotide messenger RNA. RefSeq lists its product as uncharacterized. The transcript has 7 exons. The record is from RefSeq and is a predicted model, not a curated record. Bases 1 to 1794 code for a protein of 597 amino acids. NCBI's taxonomy places the organism in Eukaryota, Viridiplantae, Streptophyta, Magnoliopsida, Solanales, Solanaceae.